Coccomyxa subellipsoidea C-169 is the source of this 1179-nucleotide messenger RNA. RefSeq lists its product as hypothetical. The coding region runs from base 1 to 1179 and encodes 392 amino acids. The transcript has 6 exons. The record is from RefSeq and is a predicted model, not a curated record. NCBI's taxonomy places the organism in Eukaryota, Viridiplantae, Chlorophyta, Trebouxiophyceae, Coccomyxaceae.
AUGACUCCUUUCGGCGCCCUCAUCGCCUUUGUGGUCACAGCAAUCAGCGCUCCAUUGGCGACAGCUGAGUUUUCAUGGUCCAGCGUGUCGAAUAAGGACAGCCUACAGAAGGGAGAGGGCACGUUCUAUGGGCAGCAGGACGGGCAGGAUGCACAAGGGACCUGCAGCUACAACGAGAACUUUGCCAAUACAGUGAAGCUGCCCUGGAGCAGCGGCACUGACAUGACAAUUGCGCUGAACGAUGCCCAGUUCGAGAAUGGCAACGGCUGUGGGCUCUGCAUCAAGUUCAGAGGCACCGGCGCCGGCCUCGGCACCACACCACCCAGCACCACCGAAUGGAAGACCGGCUUUGUCAACAACAGGUGCCCCGAGUGCGCCUUCGGCGACAUCGACAUGAACUCGAGGGGCGACGGCCGCUGGAAGGUAGAGUGGUACGCGGUGCCCUGCAACGUUGCCGACACCCCCCUGCGCUAUGACAUCGUUGUCAGCUCCUACUACUGGUUCUCCCUUGUCGUCUCCAACACCAGGGUGCCCAUCGCGGGGGUGGAGGUGAAGCUGAACGGGGAGUGGUUGCCGCUCAAGCGCACGGUGAACAACCAGUGGCCCUACUACAAUACCCACGGGCCCUGGCAGAGCAGCUUCCCCAUGCCCAUCCGUGUGACCUCCGUUACGGGCGAGACCAUUGAGGACACCAUCACCUCUGCCAAGGGCGGCGACGGCGCCAAGCAGUUCUCCGCUGUCGGCGGCUCGGGAGGCAGUGGCAACACCACGAGCUACUCAGCGUCAGCGCCGUCUUCCUCCUCAGGCUCAUCUGGGUCUGGGAGCUCCUCGAGCCCCUCACCAAGCAGCGGCAGCAGCCCGUCGCCGGCUGCAGGGCCUUCAUCCUCUCCCGCCAAGGCCCCCUCCAGCGACAGCUCCUCACUGUCAGCUGACGGCAAGAUGUACAUCAUUGACUAUGGCCAGUGCGGAGGGAACGCGCUGGAGUGCGGCAAGGGGUCGACAACACCGUGCAUCUCCGCUCCCUGGCCGUCAGCCGCCUGCAAGAGCAGCGGCUGGACCUGCAAUCGCUACGACGACGGCCUCUUCCAGUGCCAACCUCCCAAGAGCCAGUCCGGCAGCAGCAAUACCAACUACGCCGCUGUCUCUGUCGGCGGCCGGAGGCUCUUAGGCGCGCACUGA